This is a messenger RNA of Coprinopsis cinerea okayama7#130, 1172 nucleotides long. RefSeq lists its product as hypothetical. Lineage: Eukaryota; Fungi; Basidiomycota; Agaricomycetes; Agaricales; Psathyrellaceae. Gene Ontology annotation, biological process: endoplasmic reticulum tubular network organization. Gene Ontology annotation, cellular component: endoplasmic reticulum tubular network. Bases 80 to 1117 code for a protein of 345 amino acids. The transcript has 6 exons. The record is from RefSeq and is a predicted model, not a curated record.
CACGACCUUCAUGCAGUCUCAUCUUCUUUAGUCUCUACAACACACUGUUCACACUCCUUUAUUAGUUUCUGACGUUAUAAUGUCGUUUCUACGACGUAUAUGGUCCAAGAAAGCGGAUGAGGAUUAUGAGACUGUGUUGUCGAAUCUCGCCAAUGACAUUCAGAAACGCCAGGUCAAAUUGUCGGAAAUCCGACUUCGUGAAAGGCGCUCGACUUUACUUGUGACGUUAUACACACUCGCGGUAUGGGUGGCGUAUGUUAGCCUUUGGUAUAUGGGCAUCUUGCCCUCCAUCAAAGGAAAACUCGGUGUCCGCAACCUCAAGAUUGAAAAGGCGGUCAAGGCCGUUCCUGUAGUCAUUGGACCCGUAAUUAUCUUGUUUAUUCGCCGAAUUGUUCAAAUUUGGUACGAGCGGAAAGGGAACGCGGAAGAGAAAACCCUUCAGCAAUUGAUGAAGCAACGUCGGGAUAAGGUUGAGGAAAUCAAGAAGAAAACCAACUACUAUUCCACGCGGGAUCUACUCCAGAAGUACGACGACGUGACCCCUGCUGAAACACCUUUGCGAAGGCGCAACCCUCCCGUUCCCCAAAACCCGUUCGCGACCCCCAAGCCGGGUACACCCCAACUCGAUGGUCGGCCCCUGCCUGUUGAUCCCAGACUGAACACGCCUGUUGCCGUCAAGACACCAGUUGACCCACGACUCGCUCUAUCGCCCUCGUAUCCUGUUGCACCUCCAAAGAAGCAGUGGUAUGACAAGGUUGCGGAUGCAUUGCUGGGAGAUGAUGAUCACUCUUACCAAUCACCGAGCUCGCGAUACGCGCUAAUCUGCGAGAAAUGCUUCACCCACAACGGUCUCGUGAAGGAGAGUAUGUGGGAAGAUGCUCAAUACGUCUGUCCUAAGUGCAACCACUUUAAUGCCUCUGUUCGUUCGAAGAAGCUUCAAAGGCAAGGGGGGUCGCCAUCCACUCCCGUCGGAAUUUCGAGAAUUCCAUCUCAAACGCCAUCUCCUCAAUCCGGUCUUUCUCCUUCGCCCGAACCACUUCGAUCAGGACAACCAGCGCCUGACCGAGAUUUACCCACUGUCGAUAAUGAUGUAUCGAACAUGGAGGUUGAUGAAUGAGUAUCACCCUCUUCUGUUGUUGUACAACCUGUUCAAUGUACGCCAUCGUCGAUGU